Molecule: messenger RNA, 2285 nt
Organism: Trifolium pratense (red clover)
Lineage: Eukaryota; Viridiplantae; Streptophyta; Magnoliopsida; Fabales; Fabaceae
Product: rop guanine nucleotide exchange factor 12-like
Exons: 7
Coding region: 420-2051 (543 amino acids)
Molecular function (GO): guanyl-nucleotide exchange factor activity
Source: RefSeq, a predicted model, not a curated record
AAUUUAUUGUUUGUUUAUUUUUCCAAAUCUUAAACCCAUCAAUCUCUUACAACAUGCACCCCACGUUCAAUGAACCCAGCUCAAAAAAGAAAGAGAAAAAAACUAACACACAAACCCCUCCAUCAAACAAUCACAUCCAACCUUUUCAUCAAAUUCUCUUUCUCCUAAAAAAAACCAAAAAGAAAAAAUAAAACAAAAUUAACUCCUAUUAGUUUCAUUUGGCUUAAUCUCCUCUUGUUGGUGUUUUCCUUCUCUCCCUUGCAUUGCAAGUAACAAAAUUCUUCUAUAGGGAGUUGAAAAUGGAAACCCCAUAUGUUGUUCUUGCUUGUUCACCAACCCUUUAAAAUUUUCCUUACAAAGUAUAUAAUAAAAAAGGGGAAUAAUUUAUUUUAUUUUUUAAAAAAUAAAUUAAAAACAAAAUGGUUAGAGCACUAGAUCAAGAACAGGAAAAUCAUAAGUCCAAAUUAUUCCAUUUCAAAGGAAUGUUUGAGAAUGCGGCGAGGCACUCGAAAAGUUUAAGCGUUGAAAGUGCUAGCACAUUAGAUCCUACAACAGAAGAUGAUAAUGUUUCAUCAAGAAGUCAAGGAUCAAAACCUGUACAUCAUGAUCCUGAAAGAGCUCAUCCUAACAAGCCAAGAACAAUAAAGGAGGAGAUUGUAGCCAAAGAAGCCAAAGAGAAACAUGUGCAAGAAAUCGAACAGAUGAAGGAGAGAUUUGCUAAACUACUAUUGGGAGAGGAUAUGUCUGGUGGAGGGAAAGGUGUUUCUUCAGCUUUGGCGUUGUCAAAUGCAUUAACAAAUCUUGCUGCUUCUGUUUUCGGUGAACAAAGGCGGCUAGAGCCAAUGCCGCCGGAAAGGAAAGCCAGAUGGAGAAAAGAAAUCGACUGGCUUCUUUCGGUCACUGAUUACGUCGUUGAAAUGGUUCCUACACAACAAAAAGGCAAGGAUGGUUCAAGCAUGGAGAUUAUGACAACACGGCAACGAACCGAUCUUCAUAUGAAUAUCCCUGCCUUGAGAAAGCUUGAUACAAUGCUUAUUGAUUGUCUAGAUAACUUCAGAGACCAAAACGAAUUCUAUUACGUAUCGAAAGAUGCUGAUGAUAAAGACACAAAAGGUAAAAAUGAUGACAAGUGGUGGUUACCUACACCUAAAGUACCUGUAGAUGGUUUGUCUGAUGCAGCAAGAAGAUUUCUACAGUAUCAGAAAGAUUGUGUGAAUCAAGUACUUAAAGCAGCAAUGGCUAUAAAUGCUCAAACUCUACAAGAAAUGGAGAUCCCUGAAAGCUAUAUUGAAGCCCUACCUAAGAAUGGAAGAGCAAGUCUAGGGGACAUGAUCUACCGGAGCAUUACCGAUGAUUUUUUUGAUCCCGAUCAGUUCUUAGCAACAGUUGACAUGUCAUCAGAACACAAGAUUGUUGAUCUCAAGAACAGAAUUGAGGCAUCAAUAGUGAUUUGGAAAAGGAAGAUGAACCAAAAAGAUAACAAAUCAGCAUGGGGUUCUGCUGUGAGUAUUGAGAAGAGAGAACUCUUCGAAGAGAGAGCAGAAACCAUCUUAGUUCUCUUGAAGCAUAGAUUUCCAGGGCUUCCCCAAUCUUCAUUGGAUAUUAGCAAAAUCCAAUUCAACCGGGAUGUAGGGCAAGCUGUUCUUGAAAGUUAUUCAAGAAUAUUGGAAAGUUUGGCCUUUACGGUGUUAUCAAGAAUCGAAGAUGUACUUCAUGCAGAUUGCCAAACACAAAAUCCAUUACAAGGAAGAAGAAAUAGUGCGAGAAAUCCAGUUCCAAAGCCAGAAAAGUGUCCGACUCCUCCAAGAGAAGAAGUAGACAAGAUCAGUGCAGAAACUCCUUGUUCGAUGACACUAUCAGAUUUCAUGGGUUGGAGCAGUGAUCAAGGUGAAUCAGACCCUAAUAAGAAGGAUUCUUCUGCAGUUUCAGAUGAUACGGACAAAGAUAUUGAAAGCGCAAAGCUUCAAAAACUUCCACUCAUAUCGACCGAUAAGAAAUUGUCAUACGUUGAAAACAUAGGAGGUAUGAGAAGUCCAACAUCACGCCAUUGAUUAAGCUUUAAAAGAGGGAGAGGAGAGAAAGAAGACUUGAUUACUUAUUCUUGAUCAUAUAUUCUUUCUUUUUUUUUUUGUACAUAAAAAGAUGAAUACACAAAAUCAAAAGGGUUUGAAGCAUUUUGACAUUUUGCCUAUGAUGGCAGGAGGAUUAGUCCUUUGUACCAACAUGUAAUCAAAACGCAGAACAAUUGAUCUUGCUAAUGGAUUUUCCUUUGAGCUUCUAUCCUA